GGACCAGUCCUUGUCCAGAUGCACAGCACACUCACCUUCUCCUCAGUGACACCUCUUCAGCUCCGCUUCCUUGAAAACCAAGAUGAGCCAUACUCCAGUUGAACAGUCCGUGAUGGACUUGAUCGUCCUGUUCCACAAAUACACCAAACCUGAUGACAAGAUUGACAAGCGGGGCCUGCUGAAGAUGCUGAGGGAGAAUUUCCCUAACUUCCUCAAGGCUUGUGAAAAAAAGGGCAAACAUUUCUUGGCCCAUAUCUUUGAGGACGAGGACAAGAAUCACGAUAAGAAGAUCGAGUUUUCUGAGUUUCUGUCGGUGUUGGGAGUCAUAGCCACGGACUACCACAUUGGGCGAUAUCUUUGAGAACAAGGACAAGAACAUGGAUAAGAAGAUCUCCUUUAUUGAGUUUCUGUCGGUGUUGGGAGUCCUAGCUGUGGACUACCAUGAUAAUAGCCACGGAGCCCCACUCUGUUCUGGUGGGGGAGGACAGUGAGUCCAGCCCAGCCUGAGGCCUCCAGAAACCAAAGGAAACAAUAAAGUGUCUCUUUUGCCCAGA
Messenger RNA from Myotis brandtii (Brandt's bat), 554 nucleotides. Its product is annotated as protein S100-A7. Bases 83 to 361 code for a protein of 92 amino acids. Gene Ontology annotation, cellular component: cytoplasm. Gene Ontology annotation, molecular function: transition metal ion binding; calcium ion binding. The transcript has 3 exons. NCBI's taxonomy places the organism in Eukaryota, Metazoa, Chordata, Mammalia, Chiroptera, Vespertilionidae. The record is from RefSeq and is a predicted model, not a curated record.